GUGGCCCGGAGUCCCCGGGGAGGAAGGGCGGGCGCCGUGGCGGGGCGGGCGGGGCGCGUCUGGGAGGCUCUGCCCGGGGCCCCCCCCCCUCCCGGGCCCCUGCCAGUCUCUCACCGCCAUCGCGUCCUCUGGGCUCCCCAGCCGCGGUCCUCCCGCCUGUCUACUGGGCACGACACAGCAGGCUCAGGGCUUUGACUUCUUUGCUGGGAAAGGGCUACCUCAUGCCUGCCCAGCCGCAGCGUCCUUCCCAGACCCGGGGGUGCUUUACGAAGCAAGGAAGGCAUCUAGGCCAGGAGAGGUCCCCGGGACACCUCUGGGGAGUGGGUCCAGGCCCCUGUACCCGUCCUGGCUGAGAUUCUACCGACCUGGCACUCGUGGGCAGGCUGUCGUGAGGACUCAGAAGAAGUGCUUGGUACACGGGAGCUGGUGCCAGCAGCUGCCAUGGCGUCGCGCAUUGGGCUGCGAAUGCAGCUCAUGCGGGAGCAGGCGCAGCAGGAGGAGCAGCGGGAACGCAUGCAGCAGCAGGCCGUCAUGCAUUACAUGCAGCAGCAGCAGCAGCAGCAACAGCAGCAGCAGCAGCUGGGUGGCCCCCCGACCCCGGCCAUCAACACCCCUGUCCACUUCCAGUCUCCACCACCAGUGCCUGGGGAGGUGCUCAAGGUGCAGUCCUACCUGGAGAACCCCACCUCCUACCACCUGCAGCAGUCCCGGGACCAGAAGGUACGGGAGUACCUGUCUGAGACCUACGGGAACAAGUUUGCUGCCCACAUUAGCCCCGCUCAGGGCUCCCCAAAGCCCCUGCCUGCUGCCUCCCCCGGGGUGCGGGCUGGACACGUGAUGUCCUCCUCAGCGGGCAACAGUGCUCCCAACAGCCCCAUGGCCAUGCUGCACAUCGGUUCCAACCCUGAGAGGGAGUUCGAUGUCAUUGACAACAUAAUGUGUCUGGACAAUGUCCUGAGCUACAUCAAUCCUGAAACUCAGAUGCCUAACACGCUGCCCCUAUCCAGCAGCCACUUGAAUGUGUACAGUGGUGACCCCCAGGUCACAGCCUCCCUGGUGGGCGUCACCAGCAGCUCCUGCCCGGCGGACCUGACCCAGAAGCGCGAGCUCACAGAUGCUGAGAGCCGGGCCCUGGCCAAAGAGCGGCAGAAGAAAGACAAUCACAACCUAAUUGAAAGGAGACGGAGGUUCAACAUCAAUGACCGCAUCAAGGAGCUGGGAAUGCUGAUCCCCAAGGCCAAUGAUCUGGAUGUGCGUUGGAACAAGGGCACCAUCCUCAAGGCCUCGGUCGAUUACAUCCGGAGGAUGCAAAAGGACCUGCAGAAGUCCCGGGAACUGGAGAACCACUCUAGGCGCCUGGAGAUGACCAACAAGCAGCUCUGGCUCCGCAUCCAGGAGCUAGAGAUGCAGGCCCGCGUGCACGGCCUCCCCACCACCUCCCCAUCAGGUGUGAACAUGGCUGAGCUGGCCCAGCAAGUGGUGAAGCAGGAGCUGCCUGGCGAGGAGGACCUGGGGGAGGCCCUGUUACUGGGGGCUGAGGUUCCUGACCCUGAGCCCCUGCCAGCUCUGCCCCCCCAGGCCCCACUGCCCCCGCCCACCCAGCCCCCUCCGCCACAGUCCCCGUUCCACCACCUGGACUUUAGCCAAGGCCUGAGCUUUGGGGGUGGGAGCGACGAAGGGCCCCCCAACUACCCUGAGGCCAUGGGGCCAGAGCACGGCUCCAUGUUCCCCACCCUGUCCAAGAAGGAUCUGGACCUCAUGCUUCUGGACGACACCCUGCUCCCACUGACCUCCGACCCCCUCUUCUCCACUAUGUCCCCUGAGGCCUCCAAGGCCAGCAGCCGCCGGAGCAGCUUCAGCAUGGAGGAGGGUGACGUGCUGUGACCCUGGCUUCCCGCACCAGGGGACGGGCCACCCCCUCUAGCCCUCCAGGUUGCACAUGUGUGUGAAGUAACCACCUGCCCCGCCUCAGGCCUCCCUGUGGGUCCUCUGUGUGGACUUAGUGCCUGGUUGGCAGCCUGUGGGGGUAGAAGCCCCCCGCCCAUGUCAGUGUCACAGUUCCCCCACCAGGGGUGGCCCUCCUGAUGGGGCCUCCCCCUGACUGUGGGAGGUGAGGGGCACUGUGGGGGGUGGGGUGAGGGUGGGGGGGGCGGGAUGUGCUGAGGUAAGGGGAGUUCUGGUGGAUCCUUUCUUCUGAGCCUGCCUGCCCUCCCACACAUUGGAGCAGGGAUUUCAGGCGGUUCCUUCUCUGGCACAGCAUCCAGGCCAGGGGGUACCUGGGCCUGACUUUCUGGGACUCAGUCACAAGCCUGUCCACUAGCCUGGCACUCCCCAGCAAAACACACACACACAGGUGGGGCUCCCCCCACUUUUGGUGCUAACAACUCUCCACCAGGUGGUGUGAGGGUGGGGGUGGCUGGAAGAGGGGGUGCUGGUUUCAGAUUAGAGUGUGGGGUCAUUGCUGGAUAAGCAGCUUCCCUCCAGGCCCUCCCUUGCCCCCCAAUUUGUGCCUUUAGUAAACACUGUGCUUUGUA
Molecule: messenger RNA, 2534 nt
Organism: Erinaceus europaeus (western European hedgehog)
Lineage: Eukaryota; Metazoa; Chordata; Mammalia; Eulipotyphla; Erinaceidae
Gene: TFEB
Product: transcription factor EB
Exons: 10
Coding region: 442-1884 (480 amino acids)
Biological process (GO): positive regulation of DNA-templated transcription; humoral immune response; regulation of transcription by RNA polymerase II
Cellular component (GO): nucleus
Molecular function (GO): protein dimerization activity; RNA polymerase II cis-regulatory region sequence-specific DNA binding; DNA-binding transcription factor activity, RNA polymerase II-specific
Source: RefSeq, a predicted model, not a curated record